UGAGCAUGCGCACGAGUGGAAACCUGUCCCGUAACACUCGGGGGAAGGAUCAGGGACCGCUACAAACGCUGGAAACAGUGCUACAUUCGAAAAUGAUAGAGAAUUAAUUAUAUUUUUUUUUAACCAAAAGCAAAACAAAAACAUUCAAAUCAUACUCCAGAUUUCAUACCAUAAUGCCUAACCGAAAACGAUCAAUGCUCUGUUCCAAAAGGAAUGCCCUCCUAAAACAGCGAAAAAGGGAGUUGCGUUCACAGGAAACACCAGAAGCAAGAGAGGCCCGUCUUGCUGCACAGCGUAGUCGUGAUCAGCGCUCACUACUUGAGGAAUCAGCAGAAGCAAGGCAGGCCCGUCUUGCUGCCCAGCGUCGUCGAGAUCAAUGCUCACUACUUGAUGAGCCUGUUGAAGUAAGGCAGGCCCGUCUUGCUUCCAUGCGUAUUCGAAAUCAGCACUCACUCCUUCAGGAGUCAGCAGAAACAAGGCAGGCCCGUCUUGCCACCCAGCGUAGUCGUAAUCAACGCUCACUCCUUGAGAAGCGUGUUGAAGCAAGACGGGCCCACCUUGCUGCCCAGUGUAGUCCACAUCAGCAAUCGAGUCUUGAGGAAUCAUUGGAGGUUAGGGAAAACAGGUUGGCAAGGGGCGCAUUUUGGAUGAGAGCUGGCUUCAGAUACAGUCCUGCAGAUGAUUUCUCCAAUCACCUGGACAUGGCUCUUGGUAAAAUGGACAGGGAAUGCCAAUUUCGUCAAGCUAAGAAGUGGGCUGAUGAGGCAGCUGGUCUUUGUUGUUCCGGAGGCAAAGUAAGAAUGUCUGCUGUAGAGAAGGUUGCUACCACUGCAGCCUUUUCAUCUUCCAAUACAAUUGGGCAGUCAAAUAGUGCUCGGAUGUCAUCUACGAAAUUGUCACCUCUUCAUGUCAGCCUAAAUGCCAACCCAAACCUUGUGGAGCAUAGUGGCUUUUCUGACAAUAAUUCUGAUGGUAAUAGUGAAUUUGAAGAAGCUUUAAAAAAUAUAAAAGCUUUAAAUGGUCAAGGCCGAUAUACUGACACUCCUGAAAAUGAAGCUAUUGAGAAAAAUGUAGAUAGCAAUUUUGGAAUAAAACCAGAUAAGAAAAGCAGUUCUACUACUAACAUAAACAAAAAUACAAGUGAAUCUCAAAAACAAUCUGAUGAUCAAAAUCUAGAUGAAUCGGUAUCACAGGAAAACGUUAACAAUAACUCUAGCCAUAUGAACUUAUCACCCAUUGAUACCACUCAAACGAGUCCUUUGUCAGAAAAUUAUGACAAUCCUGAAAAUUUAGAUGAUGUUAAAAAUAAUUGUGAUAAAUCUAAAACAUCAAAAAAUGAAGCAUCUGACAAUGAGGAAACAGAAGUAAACUUCAAUCAUUUAAACUCUUUGAAUGUUUCUUCUGAUAAAAAGAAUUGUAAUGAUAAUGAAAACCAUUCUGAGAAGAAGAAUUUUGUUGGUAAUGGAGACUAUUCUGGGUCUGAUGUUAAAGAAUUUGUAUCCUCUUAUGGUUUGGAUGAAAAAAUAAAAGAUUCAUUCAAAUAUUUUUCAGAAAAGAACUCAAAUUCAGCAUUAAGUAAAAUGCUUUUAAAAAAGAAGGAUGACAGUAAUGUUCAAAAUGUAACAUCAACAAGUGAUUCCCAAUCUUCUUCCAAAUCAAACAAAACCAGUUCCUCACGUGGAAAUUUAUUUGAAAACUUUGGGACUAUUGCUUCAACUAAUCAUAAUGAUGAUAAGGAAGAUGAGAAGAUAAAAGAAAUUGAUGAAUAUAUUUCUAAGAGUAACGGGCAAGUUGAUUCAUCUGUGUCAGCACCAUUACAACCUGAAGAACCAGAUAAGGAUAUUUCGACAUCUGAUAAGGAUGAUACAGAAAUAAGUAAGGAUGUAUCUAAUUCUGAUGAAAAGGAAGAGGCUGAUCUGGAUAAUGAUAACGGCAAAGAAGUUGACAGCAGUUCUGAAAGGCUUUCUAAAACACCAUCUCCAUUACAAUUUUCAAGAAACAAUUCCAAUGAAGAUUUGUCAAGUGUUACUAAGUCUUGUGAAAUUUCAGAAAGCUGGGAAAAUAACGAUAAAAAAAGAUCUGCUGAAGAAGCUGAUGAUUGGACUGAUGCAGAAAUUGCCCCAGUAAAACGAUCUCGUUUAGAUGAUGUAAUUGGUAACUUAGGGUCACGGAUUGGUAUUAAAUUAGAUUCUAUCCCAUUUGUUGACGAAUUGGAAGAGUCUAGUAAAGACAGUGAUUCUAGUGAAAAACCCUCUGAAGAAUCAGUAACAACAGACGAAGAAGAAGAUCAAGAAAAAACAUCAAAUUCAGACCAAAAGUACAUCAAGAUAUCUGAAAAGGAAUUAGCUGAGAUUGUAAAAAGAGAAGUUAUAAAUAUUUUAAACAGUAAAGAAACCACUUUAGAAAGUCUUCAGGUUAAAAUUGAUGAAUUACAAGCGACAAAUGAAUAUUGGAAAACACAAGCAAAGGAGUUACAUAAAGAAGUUCUUGAACUUACUGUGUUGCAGCAAAAACAAGAAAAACGAAAAGCUGCUGCUAUUGCCCUUAAGGCAAUUACAGCAAGACAUGUUGCUGUUCAGGUUGAUGAAGGAAAGACUUCCCAAACUCCCAGUUCAACUAAAACAGUCAAAAUAACCACACAAAAGAAAUCCAUUCAAUCACCUUCCUCUUUAUCAUUUUCAUCAUCAUCAUCUUCAUCACUCUCAGCCCCUGUGGCAGUUUCAGCAAAUCUUGGCAUAUCUGAAAACUCAUCCUCUCAUUGGUCUCGUGCAAUCACCACUCAAGAUACUAUACAGUCUAAUUUGGUAGCUCAGCCUACAGUGACUUCAGGCUUACUGUCCAAUAAUACUACUCCCUUAGCAGUCUUUAAGAAAAAGAUUGUGCCACCUAAUAAUAGUAACAAUAACAAUAAUCAGUCAAAGAAUGGACAAGUGAGCAGUCAGUUAACUACACCAGUCACCAAAUAUCAGUCCACAACAGUUAAAAGCUUACUUGAUGCGUCACGUAAUACAAACCAAGUGUCUACGCCACAAACUUUGCUUUACCAAUCUUCUGGUCUAAUUGUUGUAUCUCCUCCAACUGCAACUGCAACAACAGCAGCAAAUACUACUACUACAACCCGGAGUAUUCUUACUAAACCAGUUACAAGUCAGGCACCAUCUGGAGCUGUAAAAUUAAUAGAUUUAACAGGGGAUGAUGAAGCACCGUUUAAAAAUCAAGCAAAUGGAAAGAAUGUUGUCCACACAGCUGCCAUUGCACCCAUGGGAUCUGUGCGGUCAAACAUUGUCUCCCAACAAGUUGUUCGUCAGGUAACACCAGUACAACAACCAAAAGUACCUUUUGGUACAUCAUUUCUUUUAAGUACACCUGCUGGGACUCAAAUCAUCAGCCCAUCAGUAACACAAGGUGUAGGAGCAGCAAAACCUGGUGUAUGCCAGUAUGUUCUUACAUCGACACCCAAUAUCCGGCCGGGUGCAUUAGUUACAGUAGUACCUACUACAGGAACACAGAACUCUUCAGUGAGACCACCAAUUGUAUCAAGUACAGUUGCAAAUGCAGGUUCUUUACCACAGUUACGGCCAGCUCAACAAUCCACUGCAGUAGCCUCAGUUGAUCUAACAAAGGCGAUACGGCCACCUCCACCACUUCAAAGUGCCCCAGUGCAACAAAACACACAGAGAGUAGUCUCCACUCUACUCAGUACCUCAUCUUCAACAACUCCAGUAGCAAAACAUCCAGCUCCAUUACCAUCACAGCCCACUCCCACCGUAACAUCAACAGGUCUUAAAAGUCCACCACCCAAAGCAGGUCUUCGGAUAUCAAGGGUAGCACAAGGCAUUGUAUUAUCUUGGAAUAUGGCUUUAAAUGAAAAUCAUGCUGAAAUUUCAAAUUAUCAACUCUAUGCUUAUCAAGAAGGAAGUGCUCCACCUAGCACUUCCUUAUGGAAAAAGGUUGGAGACAUUAAGGCUCUACCUCUUCCAAUGGCUUGUACAUUAACUCAAUUCCAUGAAGGAAACAAAUAUCAUUUUGCUGUUCGAGCUGUAGACUCACAUGGCCGUGUAGGGCCCUUCAGUGAUCCUAGUACCAUAAACCUUGGAGUUGGAAACAAAUGAAUUCUAUAGAAUUCUUGGAAAGACACACCAGUAACUACACCUUCAAUUAUGGACAUGUUAAUAUUCUUUGUAAUCCAGCAUUUAUUUGAUGACAUCUUAGUUACCAUGAGUCAAAUUCUUGAGUCCUAAUAGUCUCUAUUAUUAACUCCAAGUUUUUGGCACCUAAAAAAAGUUGUGUGUGUUUGUUUCAUUAAGGUCUUUUACAGACAAGGAGAAGUAUCUAUAAACAAUUUGCUCUUCAUUAGCUGUUCGCAUCAUUGUUAAGGAUUUGACACUGUUUGCUUUAUUAUAGUUAUCUAUAAGUACGGGAAGGUGUCUUUAAUUUAAAGAGAUUUACAAAAAUAUUUUGUAGCUCACUUUACAAUAAAUUUUGAUACAUCUACAUUGUAUUUUAAAUGUUAAUAAAAUACAAUUUUAAACAAAAUGCAUUGAUAUAAAAAUGUACCAAACAAAAUUAUCCAGAGAAAACUUUUUCAGUAUUUUUUUUACUGUGUUAUUUAUUAAUAUAUCUGUUAAUGUAAAUUGGUACAGAUUAUAAAAUAUUGAAGAAAGAAAUGGAAAUUAUUUAAUCUUCUUUUCAUUUACAGUUAAACUUGAAUAAAAGAUAUUUUCAUUUCAAACUGGGUAAGACCAUGGAACUAAAACUAGAAAUAUGAACUUAAACAAAAAAAAAAAAAAAAAAAAAAAAAAAAUCACAAUGAUAAUACUAUUCUUAAGUCAAAUUUACUAAAGUUAAGUAUUAAAAAUAGCAAGUGACUUUGAAUAAUGAAAUAUUUGUGUAUCUCUAUAUAAUUGUCUUUUUUCAAUUAGGGGGUCUUAAAUAAUAAUAAAAGUAGUGAAUAUUUUGCUUAAUAGCCUUAAUUUCACCUGUUAGAUUUAUUGAAAUACAUUAAUAUGAUCAACUGGAAAUUUGUCAUCAUUUCUGGAUAUAUAUAAUACUUAAAAUAUUCUUGAUUCUUUUAUUAAAAAAUUUUUUUUUAAAGCUAAUGAUGUUUUUAAACACUCCUUAUGUAUUAAGACAUAUAUGCCUUUGUGUGUAUGUUUUUCAACAAAUACACAUCUUUCACAAAGGUUGUUAAAGCAUUCAAAAGUAAAUUCUAAACAUAUUUAAUUCAAUUACUUAAAACAAUGGUUAUAAUGAAUCCAAUUUAAUCAUAAAAUAUUCUUAAUUUCAAACAUCCCUCUUACCUGAUAAACUCAUCAUAUUCUUCUAUGGGGCAGCAAAAUAUAUAAAAAUAACUCCUUUAUUGAUUAAAAAAAAAAACAAAUUUUCUUCAAGCAGUCAAACAGAAAUUGGAGUGUCUUUACAUUUUUUUCUGUUCUUGGAUAUUUAUUUUACAUUUUUCAACUAUUAUUUUAAUUACUUUACAUAACUUUCCAUUCUUUUACAUUUCACUCGCUGGAUUACAGCCAAGCUGGUUUUAAUUGAUUAUAUCAACUCCAAUACUUAUUAUUUCAGUUUCCCAGUUAUUUUAUUGAGUGGUUAGGUUACCACAUAAACAUAAUAAUUUUUUUUUCUUUUUAACUGGUGAUGUAUUAAAUAUAAACACAGAUGGGUGGGGACAUAAUCAUGGAUGUAUAUACUGGGCUUCUGUACAGUUUCUGCUGACUAAAUUCCACUCAGUUUCGGUCAAAAUGCAACUAUAAUAGAAGACACUGAAGAUGCAGUACAGUGGGAUCCUCGAAACACUUUGUUGCAAAGCAGACUUCUUAAGUAUGCAGCUAUUGCCUGAACCUAUGUUUUAAAAAUUAAAAUAUAUUUUGUGUCUCUAUCUACCAUCAUCCACACGAUAUUCAUUCAUCAUAUGUGACUGCAAAAUAUUAGAUGACGCCAUUUUUGUCACGGUUUUUUUAAGAGUUGAUUGCUCUAGUGUCCAUUCUUGGACAUCAAGAACUGCUGAUGGUAGAAAGUCCAAAAUUUUAUCAAUGAUUGUUGAACAAAAAUAUUUUUUUCUUUCUUGAAAUGUUGUUUUUGUAGCAAACAAUUUUAGAUGUUAGGUGUGAGACCCAGCUCUGUUCCAAAUCUCAUUUGGUGGUCAAGACGAGUCAUAUGAGAAACAAAAUCAGUUGCCAAAAAAUAAACACACACUCUCUCUCUCUCUCAAAGUUCACAGAUAUGUAGCAAUGCAGUUUCUUCCUGAUAUUGGAAUCAGAAUGGGAUGAGGGUAAAUACAUUCAAAUACUGAAUAGAAAAAAAUUUGUAUGGUUUUCAGUCAUUAAAUGUUUUGUGAAUGUGUCAAACAACUAUUCUGAUGAUAUAUAUGGAAAGUAAUAUACAUAGCUAUACUUAUCCUCAUUAGUUAUUGCAGUUAUACUUUCCAGAGAGAUUUCCUUGUUUCUUCUACUUUUUCUCUUCCAGUAUGCAUGUUGAUAAAGCCUCCUCUACAUUUGAUUGAAGGUUUUAAACAUAUUUCUUUCAGCUAUUCUUCUACUCUUUAUCUUUGAUAUUUUGUACUGAAAAUCUCAAAUUUAGACUCAACACUCCCAAACAUAUUUUUCCAUUGAUCAGCACUCCAUCGUUUGUGUGUUCUGGCAUAUGUCAUUUUUCUAGCUGCAUAAUCAUGUAAACCUUUUACCAGGACUUUAGGCCGGAUCUGAGGAGAGCUGGUAGCUAGAUGUGUUUCUUAAUCUCAAACUGAUAUAAGCUUCAGAUACUUAGCUUGGAUUUUGAGGUUCUCUUACCUCUAACUUUAGUUUCCUGGAUUUACCUUUCCUGGUGAUUUCUUGGAUGGCAUAUUUUGAAACUACAACUUUCCUUCAUAUUUCAGGUUGCGUUAUCCCAUGUUCACACUGUCAAGAUCUGGCCCCUCUCACUUACCCUAUAAUGUCAUUCUAAAAAUAAAUAACUACAUCAUCAAAAUCUCAAAGUUGAGAGAUAAUACAUGAUUGAUUGAAAACAAUGUUAAUAUAUAGAUAUUACAUUUGAUACAGUAACCUGAAGGCUAAAGGGUUAAACAUCUUCAUGUUGUAGCAAUUGUGUCUUUGUUUCAACAAUCUCAAAAGGUAAUUAUAGUACCUUUUAAACCAGGUGUAGAAGUUCUCUUGAAACUGACGUUUAUGUAUUCUUUUGGGGGGAGGGGUCUGUAUCCAAAAACACUGAGACUGCUAGGAGAAUAUGGCAUUGGCAAGUAUACAAAGUAAUAGAAAUUAUCAGAUGUGUAAUAUCCUUGAUAGCCUACCCUUUGCCAUUGAUGAAGUGGUAGUUGCUGUUACAUUAGAUUUGUCUUUAUAGAAUUAAAUGAAACAAUAUUAUAUCAUAUAUGAAGUCAGCACAUUACAUAUAUAUAUAUAUAUAUAAAAUAGUUCAAUGUUGUUACAUUUUAUUUUCUAAGUUGAUUAAAAUACCAAAUACCUACCUAUUUGCACAGCAGUUUAUGUAUGUAUGUAUGUAUAUAAUAUUUAUAUGUAUAUGCAUGUAUUUUUCCUUAUAUACAUAUGUAUAUUUGUGUGUGUGUGCACAUGUGCAUAUGUAUGUGUAUGUGUAUAUCCAUGUGUUUGUGUGUGUUUCUACAUUGAUGUAGCAUGCACAAAUAAUUAAGGGGUUGAUUUUGCAAUCAGGAGAUCCUGGACCCAAUCUCAUCACAAGUCAUCUUGGAUAAGUGUCUUUUAUUGUAACCUUGAAUCAGUCCAGGCCUUGCAAAUGAAAUCAGGUGGACAGUAGUCUGGCAGAUGGACUGUAACUAUAUUUCAAAGGUCCACUUUUAUUACACUGAUUCUGCCCCUUAUGUUAAGAAUAUAUGUUUCUGUUGAACAACUUACCACUCAUUCAUUAUAGGAGCUGAUAGAGAUCUAUUUACUAAUGUAUGUACAUUAGGAUACAUGUCCCUCCAACAAAAAGAAUUCCUCUUUUGACUGUAUUCUGAGCCAUUUAUUUGGUACUGGCAUGGUUUUGAGGAUUUACUUUACCACACUGGUAUGGUUUCUUUUUUAGACACUUAGGUGGCACUUGAACUCUGAACACAAAGAGCCAGAACCAAUACUGUAAUACAUCUCACCUGACAAUCUAACAAUUCUCCCAGUCAACUUUCUUGGACAGUCAUUCUAUUUGUUGACUGUUUAUAUCCAUUUAUACUUGUGUGUGCAUGUAUAUAAGAAUAAAAGAUUUUAAUAAUGUACAGAGUAGUUUAUUAAUAAACAUAAAAAUAAAUAUUUAGUCAGAAGUCUUGGAAGGUACCAUUUUUUAGUUUUGUUGUAUAUAGAUAUAAAGGGUCUUUGAAAGAUCUAAGGAAAUAAAUUGAAAUACUGCUUAAAUGUUUUUACCUUUUUUUUUUUUCUGGUUUUGUUGUCUAGCAUUUGAAUGUCCUUUCCCUGUCUCUUUUUUUUAAUUCUAAACAAACCUUUAAAGUAAAAAUAUUUUUAAAAAAAUCUGAAAUAAUACCAACUAAAGAAUUUCAUGACAGAGAUUCAUCUCAAUAAAUCAGAGAACAUGUAAGAUACAGAUGUUAACACACACAUACACACAAAUGUAAAGGCUGAGCAUAUGGGAGUCAUUGACAAGAUAUAUUCCAAGUUCAACUCUAGGCCAAACCUUCAGUUCCUCCUCUUAUUCAUGCUUUGCUCUUGAGUUCUCUGAUGUCUGGUGAUUAGCUAACUUCUUGUUCCUAUGAGUAUAAGCAACUGUUCUGAUUAAUUUUCUGCCUUAGAAGCACUACUACUGCCAACAAAUUUAUUUAAGAUCUGAAUCAGAUGUGAAAUCAUUUGUGACUUUCUCUGAGUAUAUGCAACUAAGAAAUGGUCACAUUUGCAAUAAUCUUAAAAGGUGUACACAAGAAAUCUUGGUCCUAUAUGCCCACAUAUCAUCAUCAUCAUUAUAUAUAUAUAUAAUUCUCCUUAUGGUUCUCAAGCAGUUAGUUGUAGAUUUGUAUAAAUUCUACACCCUGCUUGGUGAUUUCUGGAAUCAUUAUAUUGCACUAGAAUUAGCCCUCUCCAGAAACUUGGUUGCUGUUUGAAUAGUUGCAAAACUUAGCAAUAAGAAAUAUUUGGUCAUAUAGUGCUGCUGGGAAGGUUUCCUCAACUACAUCUUUUUCACCUUUAAUCAAUGCAUUCAGAAGACCUGGUUUAUUUGUUCUAUUUGUGAUUUUUAUUUACAGUGAUGAUAUCAGGCCAGAUACUUGGUUUAGAAACAUUGAUUGAAUAUGAUAACUGCAUGGUGACUUUGAAAACUUCUAACCUCUUACCAAGAUAUUCUUUAUUAAAUAUUGUUUAUUAGUUUGAGCUUUACACAGGCAAACCCUAAGAUCCAUACCCUUCUCCCAAGGUCAAGCUUAUCUUUAUCAUGUAACUUCUCUAAAGACAGACAAUAUGAAAAUGUUUCAUGUUUCCAACUAUAUUAAAAAUCCAACUACUUUUUUGUCUUCUGUUUCCAAAUGAUUGGUUUGUUGAGAUUACUAGUUUGUGUACUCCACAUAGAGCGUGAAUGAAGAAAUCUACCUUCUUGGGUGUUGCUCUGAAUGAUCCUGAUGGCAUCUUCUUUGUUAUACAUCAGGGGACUGUUUUCAGGAGUGUUCCACUUAGGUAACAUAGGGGUGGACUCCCAAACACAAGGCAACAAAACAAAAUAGUUAAAAAGAUUUAAGCAACAUUUCAUUUCACUUCCUUUGGAAAACUGUUAAACAUUUUUGUACCUGCAAACAGAUAAACUAAGAAAUAAUCUUUUGUACUCUAGGCACAAGGCCCGAAAUUUUGGGGAAGGGGGCCAGUUGAUUAGAUUGAUCCCAGUACACAACUGGCACUUCAUUUAUCGACCCUGAAAGGAUAAAAAACAAAGUCGACCUUGGCAGAAUUUGAAUUCAGAACGUAAAGACAGAUAAAAAAAUGCUAAGCAUUUCUGUCAGCUCACCACCUUACAUGAAUUAAAAAAUUAAUACCAGAGUACCAUUUGAGUACUGAGGUUGCUCCUUCAAAAUUUCAGGCCUUGUGCCUAUGGUAGAGAGGAUUGUUUAUAUAUAAACCUUAUGUAGCAACAAAAGAAGUAGAUCUCAAUAUCAUUGAAAAUAGAGGGCUAAAUUUAUUAAAUGAUGGAUGUGGAACACAUUCAGGAUUCAGUUUCUGUGUAACAACUCAGUGAGCUGCACUUCAUCAGCAUGCAUUCGGCUUGCAAUAACCAGUGAAAUGUAGCAUUCAUCAAGUUGUACAGAAACUCAGAAGCCUGAAUGUAAGUGUUCCAUACCUGUGUUAUUUAAAAAAUAUAUAUUCACACAUAUCUGGUUUUAUAUAUCUUCUUUUCAUUUGAUUAUCUCCUUAUGAAUAUACUGAUAUAUUAAAAUUGUCCCAUUAUGAGUGGGAAUUUUCUAAACAACAAAACAUGUAUAUGGCCUUCCUCAUUCUAAACAGUUGAAACUGUAUUACUGUCCAUUGUCAAAUGAAAUAUCAUUUUCAUAUACAUCUGCUUUUAUGUAUAUAUAUAUAAAUUAGUUUUUUUUUUAUCCUAUGAUAUAUUGUUGGAACAACUGGGAGUGAACAUGAAACUGAAAAGAUUUUUUUAAAGAUAUUAAUGAAGAAUAUGACAUGAAAAUAAUAUUGCUAUUUUUAGAGAUUUCUAUUCAUUGAUCCUAAGUUAUAUAAUCCUAUACUGAUCCUACAUGAAACAAUAAAAUAUUGGCCUUAUAACUUACUUUUUACUUUUACUUUAUUUUUACUUCAAAGUGAGUUUCACUUAUAUGGUUGCACUUUGUAGAGACAAUAACUGUUCAUAGCUAAAUUAGUUUUUCUAGCUCUGAAGGGGAAACCUAGGCUUUGAUAAGUAGUUACAGUUUACUUGUAACACUGAAAGGUCAUCAGAGAUUGAAGUCUAGUAUUUGUGGUGGCUUUAUGAUUAAUUAAAUUGUGUUGUAUGAAGCUGCACAAAUGAAUUUGCUGACAUUGUGAAGCUGUUGUGUGUCCCCAUCUCAUGAUAUAAAGAUUGUUUGAUUUUAUAAAGGGAACCCAUGCCUGUGUGGAAAACUAAUGUUAAAGGAUGAUGAUGAUGAGUAAAUGGUAAAGUGAUGAAUGUGAGGCUUAGAUUUGUUUCAAUUCAGGUAGAAUCUUUCUGCAUAAAAUAUUCUUCUUCUACAAGCAAUUAUUUCUGAAUGAUUUAUUAAUACUUUUUCAUAUCAAGAUAAUUCUAAAUUAGGCAGAUAUACGUAAUUUGACAUCAGGGGCCUUUGUUCUUUUGAUAAAUCUACCACAUUAACAGAAUAAGUACUGAAAUCAACUUUAUUGACCACACUCUUAUGGUCAUGUCCCAGAAUGACUUGGCUGCAGUCCAUUGGCCAAAACAAGAAUUUUAUAUUAUGUGUUAAACAUUGUAGUACAAUCUUAAAUUGUGACACAGUGAGUGUCUAAUAUCAAGAUGUCUAAUUUUAGUAUUUAUUUGAGGCUAUAAGCGUCAUAUUACUGUAAGUUUAUCAUCUAUAUAAGUUCCUUCAUCUUUUUAUCACUUCUCUCAGUCUGUUAGUAAUUUUUAGAAUACCUGAUUUGAAAAAUCUCUGGAUUUUGAUUUAAAUAUAUAUAUAUAUUUAAUUAAUUUUCUAUAUCUUACCUUCUGGCCAUACUUUGUGUAAAUGAUUUUGCAAAGAUCUAAAUAACUGGAGGUCUGACUGAAAGGGGUCUUUUGUUUUAUGGGAACACUUUAUGAAAUGGUUAUGUAUCAAUGAAUGCUACUAAUAUUUUUAGAUUUGACGAAAAGCAGGUUUCAACAAGUACAAACUCCUAAUCAGACAGAACUAUCUAUACAACGUGACACUGAUUAAUUGAGAUUAUCUCUACAAUUACUAAACAGAAACUCCCUUCAGGGAGUGAUAUUCAAAAUCUAGUAAUAAGCAAGAUAGACCCAACAAGUUCAAUUAAUUGGGAUUUUUGAAAAAUAUUAACGAUGCAGAUGGGAGUGGAUCUAGUCUUUAAGGCCAAUAGGUAAAAGCAAGGGACAGGUUUCAGUCUUACUCAAUAUUCCAUGCAAACCAUUCUGUUCAGUUGGCAAGACUAAAAGUACUCAAAUAUAGACGGAGGCUUGGCAGUGUAGUAAGAAGUUUGCUUCCCAAAUACAUGGUUCCAGGUUCAGUCCCACUGUGUGGUACCUAGGGCAAGUGUCUUCUACUGAAGAGUGGAUUUGGUAGACGGAAACUGAAAGAAGUCAAUUGAAUAUAUGUAUAUGUGUUUAUAUAUAUAUAUGGAUGGAUGUAUAUAUAUAAACUUACAGUUAACAAAAAUCUGGAUGCAUGGUGUUCAGUUACAUAGGACAAACACAAAAGGGCCUUAAUUCUUCAUCAGUUAUCAGCCAAAAUACUAAUACCCAGUUUCAUGCCUUUAAUGAUAAGACUGAGAACUUCGUAUAUCGGCGGCACCUGCAAAACUUGCAGAGAAUAAGAGCUCAAGUAAACAAAACAAUACAGGUUGGACAUAUGAAAAGUAAACAAAUGUAAUUUGAAACAAUAGAAAAAGACAGAAUAAAUAUAGCCUUUUGGCCAAACACGA
This is a messenger RNA of Octopus bimaculoides (California two-spot octopus), 12563 nucleotides long. RefSeq lists its product as uncharacterized. The record is from RefSeq and is a predicted model, not a curated record. Lineage: Eukaryota; Metazoa; Mollusca; Cephalopoda; Octopoda; Octopodidae. Gene Ontology annotation, biological process: regulation of DNA-templated transcription. Gene Ontology annotation, cellular component: nucleus; transcription regulator complex. Gene Ontology annotation, molecular function: transcription coregulator activity; protein binding.